Raphanus sativus (radish) is the source of this 785-nucleotide messenger RNA. RefSeq lists its product as uncharacterized. The coding region runs from base 86 to 397 and encodes 103 amino acids. Lineage: Eukaryota; Viridiplantae; Streptophyta; Magnoliopsida; Brassicales; Brassicaceae. The record is from RefSeq and is a predicted model, not a curated record. The transcript is spliced from 2 exons.
AUAAACCUUUAAUCAUUGUAUAGGGGAGUCAAUUAGACCUAAGGCUUAUCCGGAAUCAGCGGCUCUUGAUUGAUCCAAAGAUAGAAUGUCUCAUGUAGUCAUGUCUAAGGCUAAUGAGGAGAAAACACAUAGAGAUUUCAGGGGAAUGGGACAGAGACUUGCAGAGGAAGUUAUAUCUUUCUUAAAGAAGAAACAUGCUAGAUAUGGUCGUUUUAAAAACGUUAAGCUGAGUUUUGUUGGACGUUCAAUCGACAAUGUCAUCAUCAGAACUGCAUUAGCUGAUAGUUUGAUGGAACCAUACAGGGAGUAUCUACAUACAUAUCUAUCGCUUUUUCGGGUCCACACUUGGGUUAUCUAUACAGUUUUAACUCUGGACUUUGGCUCCCAAAGAAGUUAAAGAAUGAUCAGGUUAUUCAUCAGCUUACACUCACAGAUGAUUAUGAUCUCCAGAAUACUUUGUUUUACAAGCUCUGCAAGGUAGAGAAAGUUCAUAAUGUGGUCAUUCCAAGAUUUAUUCCGCUGGCAAAAUCUUGGUUACGGAGAAUUUUUUUUUGAGAUAGAUAAAGAUUCAAAAGCUGUUGUAUAUUAGUAGGACAGUUCUUUCUUCUUUGGUUAGCUUUGUGUACACUUGCGUAAUCGGAUGUACUUUGCAGCAGAAGCUGUUAUGUUGUAUGUUACCCCAACUCUGGUCUCUGUAUUACUUUUUAGCUUCUAGAAUCUCUCUGUAUCGUUAAUGUAAAUGAUUGUUGUGACGCUUUAGAUUGGUUUACAGAGAUCAAGCUAAA